AUGCUAUCAUUGGCAUGCAAAAUCCUGCUAUUCAAAUGCUGCUGCAGAUUUUGUACAUUCCAAUUUGCUGGCUACAUCUGUGGAGAAUGUAUGCUUUGUCCUUUAUGCUUGAACAUUGGAAUUUCGGCACAUAUUGACAGCGGGAAAACCACUCUUACGGAAAGAAUUCUUUUUUACACCGGCAGGAUUAACGAGAUCCACGAGGUCCGUGGCAAAGAUGGUGUUGGUGCCAAGAUGGAUUCUAUGGAUCUCGAGCGUGAAAAGGGCAUUACAAUCCAGUCCGCUGCAACUUAUUGCAAAUGGAAGCACUUUAACAUCAAUAUCAUCGACACUCCAGGCCAUGUUGACUUUACCAUUGAGGUUGAAAGGGCCCUGCGUGUGUUGGAUGCCGCUAUUUUGGUCGUUUGCGGAGCCUCUGGCAUUCAAAGCCAAACAAUUACCGUCGACCGGCAGAUGAAGCGCUACAAUGUGCCUAGGAUUGCCUUUAUCAACAAGCUCGAUCGGAUGGGUGCUAAACCAAUUGAAAUUAUUUCGCAACUAAAAACCAAAUUAAAGCUGAAUGCUGCGGCAGUUCAGCUUCCAAUUGGCUUGGAGGAAGAUCAUCAAGGAGUGGUGGAUUUGAUUACAAUGACGGGCCAUUAUUUUUCCGGCAAAAAUGGAAGCGAUGUUACUUCAUGUCCAGCCGACAAGCUUCCAGAACCUCUGCGUUUUCAGGCAUCGGCUUAUCGCAUGAAGCUUAUCGAAGCCAUUGCAAACGUCGACAAUGAGGUGGCGGAUUAUUAUCUUUUGGAAGAGGAUCCACCGCAACACAUUUUAAAGGAAGCAAUAAAAAGGGCAACAAUUGAACGGAAAUUUGUCCCUGUAUUCAUGGGCUCUGCUUACAAGAACAUUGGAGUACAGCUUCUUUUAGAUGGCGUUGGGGAUUAUCUCCCAGACCCAUCUCAAGUCAAAAACUUUGCUUUCGAUGACAAGGGCAACUCUCUUUGUUUGAAAUGCAACUCUUCCGAGCAGACCGUUGCCUAUGCGUUUAAAUUGGACGAUGGUCGCUUUGGUCAAUUGACAUACAUGAGGGUCUACCAAGGCUCCAUAUCGAGAGGAGCAUUGCUUAUCAACACUCGCACAGCGAAACGUCUUAAAGUACCGCGGCUUGUCAGGAUGCAUGCGUCUGAGAUGGAAGAUGUUGACUCUGUUGGUUCUGGUGAAAUUUGUGCAAUAUUCGGAGUUGAUUGCGCCACAGGCGAUACUUUUAUUUCACCUACUGGCCCUGGAGACUCAUCUACACUUUCAAUGAUUUCAAUGAGCCCAAUGCACGUGCCAGACCCUGUCAUUUCUCUUGCUAUUCGUCCCAAAUUAAAAGACAAUAGCGGAUUCAGCAGAGCUCUUGCAAAGUUUCAGAAGGAGGACCCAACUUUUCGUAUGCACAUUGACCCUGAAACGCAAGAAGUUAUUAUCUCUGGAAUGGGCGAGCUUCAUUUGGAAAUAUAUAUUGAGCGGAUGAAGAGGGAAUAUGGGUGCGAGGUUGUGACCGGAAAGCCACGAGUCGCUUUUCGCGAAACAAUCAGAGAAAGAAUCUCGUUUGACUAUUUGCACAAGAAGCAAACAGGAGGAAGCGGUCAAUUUGGAAGAGUGAUAGGCUACAUUGAACCCAUCACUACGGAUUGGAAUGAAAUAUGCUCCAAUUCUCAGUCUACAGACAAAACUAACACUGCCGAGGCCUUGGAUGCAUCCAUGACUGCCGCUUCGAUGAAUACCUUGCUACCAAACGAAUUUUCCAACCAGGUUGUCGGUGGCACGAUUCCGCCACAGUUCAUCCCGGCUUGUGAAAAGGGGUUUUAUGAGUCAUGCCAGGAAGGCCUACUUAUCGCCCAUCCAAUUACAAAUCUUCGAAUGGUUAUGCAGGAGGGUGCGUCACAUAUCGUUGAUUCCAAUGAGCAUGCGUUCAGGGCUGCCACAAAAGCAGCUUUUAGAGAAGCAUUUUUUGCUGCCUCACCGUUGAUAUUGGAACCCGUAAUGAGAGUGACUGUUAGGAUUCCUGCAGAGUUCCAGGGUUCUGUUGUGACAGGAAUCUCAAAGCGAAAGGGAAUCAUCGUUGAUUCGGAUGCUCAGGAGGAGGGUACAAACAUCAUUGCGGAUGUCCCUUUGAACCAAAUGUUUGGCUUUUCGUCAGAGCUAAGGUCAAUGACACAGGGAAAGGGCGAAUUUUCAAUGGAAUACAAGAACCAUAUGCCUAUCCUUCCCUCUUCUCAAGAAGAUAUUGUGUCUGAAUAUGAGAAGAAUAGGUGCAAGCGUCGAGAAUAG
Messenger RNA from Mitosporidium daphniae, 2298 nucleotides. RefSeq names its product mitochondrial elongation factor G. Gene Ontology annotation, biological process: mitochondrial translational elongation. The coding region runs from base 1 to 2298 and encodes 765 amino acids. Gene Ontology annotation, molecular function: GTPase activity; translation elongation factor activity; GTP binding. The record is from RefSeq and is a predicted model, not a curated record. The transcript has 6 exons. Gene Ontology annotation, cellular component: mitochondrion. NCBI's taxonomy places the organism in Eukaryota, Fungi, Microsporidia.